CGAGCAUAAUCGAGAGGAUGGACAAUUAACAGGAUCGGCGCCAAAAGCAAAUGAGAUAUUCUAAAACUUUAAAAGUGUUUAGCACUGUUACUAAUCGUGAUAACUGUUCAAAAUGCCUGAAUCUCAAGUGAACGAAGGUGCAUCCGGCUCGGGAACAUCCAAGGAAACCAACUCGAGCAAAAAGAAAAGUUUGCCAUGGAUUGAGAAAUAUCGUCCACAGCGGUUUGAGGAAAUUGUCGGUAACGAGGACACCGUUAGUCGACUGGGUGUUUUUGCUACUCAGGGAAAUGCACCGAAUAUCAUAAUUGCUGGUCCGCCAGGUGUUGGUAAAACCACCACUAUUCUUUGUUUGGCCCGUAUCUUGCUGGGGGAAAAUUUUCGAGAGGCGGUGCUGGAAUUGAACGCGUCGAACGAACGCGGUAUCGAUGUGGUUCGCAAUAAGAUAAAAAUGUUUGCCCAGCAAAAGGUGACUCUGCCGCGAGGGCGUCAUAAGAUUGUAAUUCUCGAUGAAGCUGACAGCAUGACUGAAGGUGCUCAGCAAGCACUACGUAGGACCAUGGAAAUCUACAGUAAUACGACACGUUUCGCGCUGGCUUGUAACACGAGUGAGAAAAUAAUCGAACCCAUUCAGUCGCGUUGCGCAAUGUUGCGUUUCUCGAAACUUUCCGACUCGCAGAUCUUGGCCAAAUUGAUAGAAGUUUGCCAAAAGGAAGCUUUGAGCUAUGACGAAGAUGGACUGGAAGCGAUCGUAUUCACCGCACAGGGUGACAUGAGACAGGCUCUUAAUAAUCUACAGUCAACUGCGAACGGCUUUGGCCACAUCAGCGGGGCUAACGUUUUCAAGGUUUGUGACGAGCCCCACCCAAUGCUGGUGCAAGAUAUGCUCGAGCACUGCAUCAAAGGAGAUAUUCAUAAGGCUUACAAGAUCAUGGCUAAAUUGUGGCGACUGGGAUACGCGGCUGAGGACGUUAUCGGUAACGUUUUUCGCGUCUGCAAGAGGAUGAAUAUGAAUGAAAAGCUGAAGCUGUGCUUCAUUAGAGAGAUAGGAGAGACGCAUAUGAAGAUCGUGGAUGGUCUGAACUCGCUGCUGCAAAUGUCCGGCAUGCUAUCGAAACUUUGUGAAGUUUCGUAUGAUUAUUCAUAGUCUCGAUGUAUUCAAUAAACAAUUUCAAUCA
Topomyia yanbarensis is the source of this 1175-nucleotide messenger RNA. RefSeq names its product replication factor C subunit 2 (gene RfC4). The record is from RefSeq and is a predicted model, not a curated record. The transcript is spliced from 4 exons. NCBI's taxonomy places the organism in Eukaryota, Metazoa, Arthropoda, Insecta, Diptera, Culicidae. Gene Ontology annotation, cellular component: nucleus; DNA replication factor C complex. Gene Ontology annotation, biological process: DNA-templated DNA replication; DNA repair. Gene Ontology annotation, molecular function: ATP binding; DNA clamp loader activity; DNA binding. The coding region runs from base 113 to 1144 and encodes 343 amino acids.